Molecule: messenger RNA, 285 nt
Organism: Oncorhynchus mykiss (rainbow trout)
Lineage: Eukaryota; Metazoa; Chordata; Actinopteri; Salmoniformes; Salmonidae
Source: RefSeq, a predicted model, not a curated record
AUGGGUAGCCGAGAGGCGGCUUUCACCUAUGCCAUCACGGCGACUGGCGUGGCACAUUCGGUGACAGCAGCGUGUAGUCAGGGCAACCUGAGCCAGUGUGGCUGCGACUGGGAGAAGCAGGGCUACCAUGACCAGGAGGAGGGCUGGAAGUGGGGAGGCUGCUCGGCCAACAUCAAGUACGGCGUGGAGUUCUCCAUACGCUUCGUAGAUGCCCGAGAGAUCAAGAAGAACGCCCGACUUCUGAUGAACCUGCAUAAUAAUGAGGCAGGACGAAAGGUAAAGUGA